CGUCAGGGCCUCUUUUGGGUUGCUCUUUAGCUCUUUAGGUUGGCUCUUUACAUAGCUUCCUGGGCUCGAUCCUCUCCAGAUCUCCAUGUCCCCUGUUUCCCCCGUUCCAUGGAUGCCCGUCCCCAUGCGCGGAAAUAGUUGUCAUGUCAAGUCAGGUCAGAUCAUGUCAUAUCAUGUCAUCUCAACCCCAUUCUUUUCAAUUAAUCUUGCACUUCUUUCUCUUUUCCUCAUUAUCAUAUGCAACCAUUCUCCAAAGCAGAAGGGGAAGAGACCAGAACAGAAAAAGAAAGGGAAAGGCGUUCGCGUCACCUUGGCUCUGGAAUGCGGAGAAUUGAUAUGCUGGACAGACAUGCUACGCUGGACAUCCCAUCCUCGUGAGCCACUCAGCCAUCGUGCUGACCCCCUUUUUUGUCUUUUCCUCUUGUGUCAUGAUCGUUUUCUCACUGGCAUUUUUUCUUCUUCUUCUUCUUGUUCUUGGUCUGAUUACUUGUUUGAUAAGCUUGGUCGCUGGUCAGUCCUCUUCGCAUCAUUCACUUAUUGACCUGAAAGUGAGGCCGGCAUCACCCUGCGUCAGGAAGAAGAUAGAUUGAUAGUGAGCAAAAGGGCCUCCCGCCUCACCGCGUUGCCCAACGAUCUCCUAAAGAUGAGCGCCUGCAGUUGACUCGACAAAUGGCCGUCCCGCUGAUGGGGCGGAUCGUUGUUGGCCCCUCCGAAAAGGGGACUGACUGUCUGUACCUUUGCAUGGGCUGCAGCGCUGGUGUCAUGUCGGGCCACGCCCAAGAAUUAAUUUCCCCAUUACUCUAUUCGCAACAUUGCUCGU
This is a messenger RNA of Aspergillus homomorphus CBS 101889, 820 nucleotides long. RefSeq lists its product as uncharacterized. The record is from RefSeq and is a predicted model, not a curated record. NCBI's taxonomy places the organism in Eukaryota, Fungi, Ascomycota, Eurotiomycetes, Eurotiales, Aspergillaceae. The transcript has a single exon. Bases 86 to 541 code for a protein of 151 amino acids.